Messenger RNA from Theobroma cacao (cacao), 2333 nucleotides. Lineage: Eukaryota; Viridiplantae; Streptophyta; Magnoliopsida; Malvales; Malvaceae. The record is from RefSeq and is a predicted model, not a curated record.
UUAUUCUCUCUCUCUCUCUCUCUGUAUUUUUUUUUUGGUUUCUCUUGCAAGGGAACAGAACAUGACAAACCCUUCAGGCUUAAACACUCCGACUUCUUUGUAACUAACCCCCUUGUCUUUCUACUUGUCGACAUGGCCACGAUUUCAGGAGCUAGCCAACGGCGAGAGCCCAGUUCGGGUGGCAAAAUGGUGAGGCCGAGGCGAGCCGCCUUACCCAGGACGCCUUAUGACCGCCCCAGAUUGGUCAAUCCCACUCAGCAAAACCCUAAUUGGAUCUCCAGACACGUUUUCUCUCCCACUCGCACGAUUGUCACCGGCGCCGGCAGGAUUCUCUCCUCUGUUUUCGGCUAUGAAUCUUCCUCCUCCUCCUCCUCUUCUUCUUCUUCCGACUGCGAUUUCUCUUCAGAUGACACUGAUGACAACAAUGAUGAUAAAGAUGUCCUGUCUCAAGGGGUUCAUACCAUAGAACAUCAUGUAGACAUUCUUGACUCUAGUGAUGAUUGUAAUGAUGUUAGAGGAUGCCUUAGUUGUUUCUUUGUGGGGCAUCAGAGGGAGCCCCUAUCUUUUGCAGGAAAGACUGAAACCAAGCGCCUAAUAGAGCAGCUUCUCGUGCAGGAGACUUUCUCAAGGGAAGAGUGUGAUAAACUAACAAAUAUUAUCAAAUCAAGAGUAAUGGACUCUCCCAUGCUCACAGGCAUGGGGGAUGCAAGACUAAAUGAAACGCCUAACAGGACAGGUGGAAGUGAUGUUGAAAUUCAUGAUCUUUGCAGUGCAGCUGUUAUGGAGGCAAGAAAAUGGUUAGAGGAGAAGAAGUUAGGAUCAAGUUCUAAGUCAGAAUUGGACAAUGAGACCUCUGCUCGGAAUCCUGUUACAUUCACACAUGGUGCUGAAGGGGAAACAGGAUCACCUGUGGACGUGGCCAAGUCAUACAUGCGAACUCGUCCUCCAUGGGCAUCACCUUCUACAAAAAAUAUUGGAUUUAGAUCUUCAUCACCAAUUGGGAUGCCACUUUUCAAGGAAGAUACACCAUAUUCAAUUGGUGGCAAUUCCUUCUCCUCAUUCAAGCUGAAAAGGGGUUCUCCUGCCACCGGCUCAUGGAACAUCCAAGAGGAAAUACGGAAAGUGAGAUCCAAGGCAACAGAAGAAAUGCUGAGGACUCGAUCAUCCUCAAAAAUUGACUGGUCUUCAUUUUCAUUCGAACAUAAAAGUGGUCUUGAUUCAUUAGUUGCCAAGACCUUAGGACCUGCUGAGGAAGAUAACCCACAGAGCUCUAAAAAGUCAGGAGAUGCAUCUGUAGACUUGGGUGCAAGGCCAGUUACACAGAUUAUACAAGAUGCAUUGCAUAAUGAUGCUUUACCAAGCCCAGCUACUAUUGGCUGUGAAGAAAACCAGGGUAUGGAAGCCAUUCAAAGCAUUGAGGGAAAAAAAGAUGAGACAUUAGAUGUGGAACAGGGACUUCAAUCAACAGUAGAUAUCAAGAUUGCAUCUCAUAGUGAUGUUGUUGCUGCUGAUGUUGAUCGUUUAAAGGACACCAAUGGGUCCAUCCAGCAGUUUAGCUCUACUGGGGAAGAAGCUGUGCAGGACUCACAAGUAGAAGAUAAAAACUGUUCGACAUUAAAAGAAGUUCCUGGAAUAGGUGGUGCUGCAUCUACUACCAAUGGGUUCCCUUCUUCAGGAUCCAGUAUGUCAGCUGAACUGGAUAAAGAAGAAAACCGCAGACCAAUUAAUGAGGAAGACAAGGCAGUUGCUUCUAGUCACGACCAUCAAACAAAAGUGGUGGCAGAGCAGAACUGUGAGCUUUUGAGUGAGGCUACCAUGGAGGUGCCAAUGGUGAAUGAAACCGAUGCUUCCCAGAACAGUUCCAGCAUGCACCAUGAAACCUCUCCACAGCAACCGAAUGCAGCAGGUUCAAAACGCAACGUGGCAGGCAAAAGUAGCCUGGGUAUCGAGAAGCAGCAGGGAAAGAAAGUGACCAGAUACAACAGGAGGGGCAGGGGACGGGGCAGAUGAUGCUAAAAUCGUGCCUGUAGCUUGCUGUAAAAUGACCUGUAAACUUGGCCCAGGGGAAUGAUAAACCGCAUAACAGGGCAUUUGUAAACUGUAGCAAGUUAAAGAAACUAGUGCUUAGCUGUCAAAGAUGGAGGAGAUUUAGGUGUCAGGUCUGCAGUUUAGGAAUUGAUUUUUGUAGUUUCUUUGUAUCAAAAUAUCGAUGGUAAAACAAUCGUGAGCCCGUAGUGGAAGUGAUAAAUUAUUUUGUCCUAUUGUCUUUUGUGGAAACGCCGUGUAAUUUACAGUACCAUAAAUGUCAACAGUAGUUCUCUUGCAGUUAAGUA